Messenger RNA from Volvox carteri f. nagariensis, 1149 nucleotides. RefSeq lists its product as uncharacterized. Lineage: Eukaryota; Viridiplantae; Chlorophyta; Chlorophyceae; Chlamydomonadales; Volvocaceae. The record is from RefSeq and is a predicted model, not a curated record. The transcript has 10 exons. The coding region runs from base 1 to 1149 and encodes 382 amino acids.
AUGCAGGUGCCUCGCAGCAAAUUGGUGUUUGUAGAGAGCCCAGAAGCAUCAAAGCGGCUUCCUAAGCAGCGCGCGGGUUACCUUUACCCUAUUCUGUCUUGGGGGCCCAACAACCAGGUCGCCGGCUUGAAAGAGGUCCUGGCGUUGGGGCGGCUGCUCAAGCGCACCGUAAUCGUGCAUGACAUCAUCAACCACUAUGACGAGCAGCAGCAAGUUACACUGGAGGGCGGUCAACUUGCACUCGGUCCGGAUACGACCAUGCCCUUUGACUUGGUGUUCGACUUUGACCACUUAUCUCGUCACCAGAGUGUCGUACGGCAGUCGGAGCUGUUGUCGAAGAGCGGGGGAUGGGAUGGAGUGCUGGAUGCCGUGGUGCAUUUUGACGAUGCGUUCCUGCCCCAGAUAAAGAACGCAAUAGCGCUCAACGUGACAGACGACGGAGCCGAUUACGUCAAGUUCCCGGCCUUCAACUGCAGCAAAGGCGAGCUUGCAGCGAUGGUCAAGAAGUUAGAGCGGUACAAGUAUGUUGGCGUGAUUGUGUACGAGCAUGUCGUACAGAGUGCUGGCCAUGGAGUGAAGCUGUACAUGACUGGGGACGCUUGCCAUGACGAGUUUUUGCAGGUGACUGCUCAACUGACUAAGAGUAAACAGAUCAUACAGUUGGCGAAGGACUUUCGAGAGAAGCGGCUCGGGAACCAGAGCUACAUUGCCGUACAUAUACGGCCGUACCCUGACAAAUGUCUGUACGUGUGGCGCCACCCAGAGUUAAAGGCCGACGAGAAGAUGGCUAAGAAGAUGUGUAAGAACCCGCGCCUCAUAAAGGUCUUUGUUGGUCAAACACUUCACGCCAUGAAAACGAAGCUCGUAGACGGGCUGUUUGUGAUGUCGUACCCAUCUAUUCGUGAUCGCAUUACGGAGUUGUACGGUACUAAAGGACUCAAGCCAGUGUUUUUCGACGAGGACGAUUUGGAGGCGGCGAUCGGCUAUAAGAGCGUCUCCCUGCUGGGAAUGGUAGAGGAGGAAAUAGCACUGGAGGCGAAGAUCUUCAUCGGAACGUCGUACAGCAGCAUGACGGGGAUAAUUUCGCAGGAGCGCUUCGCACACGGUGUUUGGCCGGGGAAUUCAAAGGCCUUCACCAAGACGACCUGA